This is a messenger RNA of Argentina anserina (silverweed cinquefoil), 1719 nucleotides long. Its product is annotated as probable pectinesterase/pectinesterase inhibitor 33. The coding region runs from base 1 to 1608 and encodes 535 amino acids. NCBI's taxonomy places the organism in Eukaryota, Viridiplantae, Streptophyta, Magnoliopsida, Rosales, Rosaceae. The transcript is spliced from 2 exons. Gene Ontology annotation, biological process: cell wall modification. The record is from RefSeq and is a predicted model, not a curated record. Gene Ontology annotation, molecular function: pectinesterase inhibitor activity; pectinesterase activity.
AUGGGUAUGAAACUAACUUUCCUACUCUCAUUACUCAUUUUCUCAUCCUUGCUCUUUCAGACAGCACAAUCAAGAAGCCACCACCAUCGCUCAAAUCGCAUUCGCACAUGGUGCAACAAGACUCCUCAUCCGGAGCCAUGCAAAUACUGCAUGUCCCAUUACCCUCACCGCCUCACCCCAAAACACACCACCGAUUUCCGGAGGCAGAUGGUCCUGGUGGCCCUCGAUAGAGCUCUCAGUGCUAACUCAUACGCCUCCCAGUUCCAGCAAAACUGCGAAAGCGAGCCGCAGAAGGCUGCAUGGGCCGAUUGCUCGAAGCUCCUUGACAACACGGUCCACGAGCUCAACCGCACCCUGGAAGGCCUAGACGCCAAGCAUAAGAAGAGCUGCACCAAUUUUGACGCACAGACUUGGCUCAGCGCCGCCCUCACCAACAUUCAUACUUGCCGUGACGGAUCCAAGGAACUAAACGUGUCGGAGUUCAUAAAACCUAUCUACACGUCCAACAACAAUGUGUCCGAGCUUAUUAGCAACAGUUUGGCAAUUGGUUCACAACUCCUGGAGAAAGAAAAUCGCACAGCCACCGACGAAGGUCAUGAGUCUUAUCCCAGUUGGCUUUCAAACCACGACAGGAGGCUAUUGGCAGCUUCUUCGAUCAAGGCUAGCCUCGUGGUGGCCAAAGAUGGGUCGGGGCACUUCCGGACCGUCCAGGCAGCAUUAAAUUUGGCCGCAAAGCGAAAAAGAAUGACUAGAUUUAUUAUCCAUGUGAAGAAAGGUGUCUAUAGGGAGAACAUUGAAGUUGCCAACACUAACACUAACAUCAUGCUGGUUGGUGAUAGCUUGAGGUAUACGAUUAUCACAGGUAGCAGAAGUGUCAAAGGAGGUUACACUACUUUUAACUCUGCAACAGCAGGCAUUGACGGGCCUGGCUUCAUUGCCCGUGGCAUCACAUUCAGCAACACCGCCGGAGCAGCCAAGGGACAAGCGGUGGCGCUUCGAUCCAGCUCUGACCUUUCCGUAUUCUACCGUUGCGCCUUCCAGGGCUACCAAGACACUCUCAUGGUUCACUCUCAGAGACAAUUCUACAGAGAAUGUUACAUCUAUGGCACCAUAGACUUUAUAUUUGGUAAUGCUGCAGUUGUUUUCCAGAAUUGCAUAGUUUAUGUAAGAAAACCAAUAUGGGGCCAAGUUAAUGUCAUCACUGCUCAAGCACGAAACGACCCGUUUCAAAACACAGCUAUUUCAUUCCAUAACUCUCAAGUCCGGGCAGCCUCGGACCUCAAGCCGGUGGUUCGAUAUUAUAAAACGUACUUAGGUCGGCCGUGGAUGCAAUAUUCUAGGGUUGUCUUCAUGAAAUGUUACCUUGACAGCUUGGUCGACCCGGCUGGUUGGCUGGAAUGGCAAAGAACUAAUUUUGCUCUAAGCACUUUGUAUUAUGGGGAGUACAAGAAUUUUGGUCCUGCCUCAUCCACCAGAUAUAGGGUCAAAUGGCCUGGUUAUCAUGUCAUUACUAGUGCAAAUGUGGCGAACUCAUUCACCGUCGGAAGCCUUAUUGCUGGUCGAUCGUGGCUGCCGGCCACCGGUGUGCGGUUCACCUCAGGCCUGUGAUCAUAUUUUAGCCUACAUAUAUGUAUAGUAUGAUUGGAUCAUUGUGCUUUAAUUUAUAUAUAGGGAGAAUUAUUUGUGGUGGUCUUUCGAGUUUUGUACAUUUAUAGUUCA